Messenger RNA from Paramormyrops kingsleyae, 1930 nucleotides. RefSeq names its product pleckstrin homology domain-containing family S member 1. Lineage: Eukaryota; Metazoa; Chordata; Actinopteri; Osteoglossiformes; Mormyridae. The record is from RefSeq and is a predicted model, not a curated record.
GGCGGCAUUAAGUUCCUCACACGCUGACAGCUAAGCUCAGAAUGUGGGAGUCCAAGGGAGCGGAGCUGGUGAGCGAUUAGGUACCUGAAGCAAUCUUGGGAGACACCAGGGGCAAAGCCGCAGGUGUCGCUCUCUUCUGUGGAGAGAUGUCACCGCGAGGAAAUGGACAAGCUCAGUAGAUGUCCACUAUCUCACUGUCUCAGGUCCGCUGGGCCCUGCUCUUGCCAGACCUUUCCUCUCAGCACAGGCAGUAGGAUCCAACAUCCUCGGGAUGAACCCCCAGCGGAUACCAAGUACACAGACGGUGUUCUACACCACAGUGGCGGACGUGGAGGAGGUGCGCACUGGACACCUAAUCAAAUCUCCUCCAGCUGGCCGUUUCAAGUCUUUGAAAUCCUGGAAGAAGCGUUUCUUUGUGCUGUUUAAAACCAUCUGGGGCACACAUCUGCUGAAGUAUUACCGGAGUGAGGACGAGCGGGAGAAAGCGCAGGGGGUCAUCGACCUCUCUAAGAUCUCAGUGAUUUACCCUGCCCCAGAGAAGCAAAAGAGGUGGGAGUGGAUCCACAAAACCUUCAAAUGCCCCCCCGACUGUGUGCUCUACAUCCACGCCAAUGACAGAGACUAUUACCUCAUCAGCGAGCUGAAGCUGGAGGUGGAUGGAUGGUUCAGUGACAUCUAUAAGGCACUAAGGAAUCUCUCUUCUAAAGACGACACGAGGAGCCGCUCUGCCUCUGCACCAAGCAUAGACAUGCUUCUCGCUGAGCAUCAGGCAUCUAACAAGACUGGAAACAGGCGACCCGCAUCCUGUCUAGAGCACAAGGCACAAGAGGAUGCCCGACACUCCCACUACGACACGCCCAAGAGUAUCCUGGAUAUCAUGGCUCAGGGAAAUGAAGAGGAUGAUGAUGAUGAUGAUGAUGAUGAAGCUGAGGAAGAAGAGAGUUUUUACACCAGAAUGGACAGAAUGUACGAAAUGCUGAAGGAUGAGGAGCACUUAUAUGAGAAUUUCCCAAUGAAGCAGGAGAGCCAAUCCCUGUCAUCUGUCACUGAGGAGACCAAGAGGAUGAAGAUAGUGGACCCGCAGGUCAACAAUGGUGGAUGGUCAGACAGCUUCACUGAAGAGAACAUCACAGAAGACAUAUCAGAUCCUGAGUCUCUAUCCAAAACUGAAAUAAAGCAGAGAGACCAGCCGUUAAAUCAGGAGGCCUGUGCAAAGUGGCAGGAACAGAUCGAUGGAGAUAAAAUCCCCAUAUGGAAAGAGAUUUCAGUGGACCUGAGUGACCUGAAGCACCAUCUGAAGCUGGAAGAUGCUGACGGGACACCCUGUGUCAGUGAGUGGAGCCCCCCCUUAGGGUCGACCUGCCUCUUCCACAAGGGUGACCAGAUCCUAGCCGUGAACGACAUGAAAACAGACUGUGUGGCUGACUUGCAAAUGUUUCUGGGCAAGCUUCUGAAGCAGAAGGUCACAGUGACCCUGCUCAGGUUCCCGGACUCCUUGGGCUUCCAGCCUGGCAGCUGCACCUGUAAGUGAGGCGAGGACUUGCCGUUCUGGCCCCUCCACACCACUGUGAGAUGGACUUCAGGGGGAGUCAGAGGUGAUUCCCAGAAAGGCAGGCAUGGCGGACGGAGGGCAUGUACAGGAACCACCUUCGUGUCAUUGUGGACAGAUAGUGGCACGAGACUGACUGUGUUCUACAGGCUGGUUUAAGCAGCUAUGAAAUUAUGACCAAAUGUGAAAAAAUAUAUAUAAAAAAAACAGGGAUGGGAAUCACCAGACCUCCCAAUAAGAUUAUCAUGAUACCUAGGUGCCGAUUUGAUAUGUAUUGCAUUUCUAUGAAUAUCUCGAUUUGAUACUAUGAUUUGUUUCCUUUUUUAGAAUUUUAAAACCUUGAACCGUGUAAAAUAAAUAAAUAAAAUUUAAAAAUCGUCA